Cutaneotrichosporon oleaginosum is the source of this 1720-nucleotide messenger RNA. RefSeq lists its product as uncharacterized. The record is from RefSeq and is a predicted model, not a curated record. NCBI's taxonomy places the organism in Eukaryota, Fungi, Basidiomycota, Tremellomycetes, Trichosporonales, Trichosporonaceae.
CUGAUAACGACGCAUCAGCUUAAGACGAUGGUCGUGAAACAGGUCGAGCUGCUGUACACCACACGCCAUGACGAACUCGGCCUACGAGAGUGCGCGCGAUGCUGCCGUGGCCGCACGCGACGCAACCAUCCCGUCCAAGUAUCUCAUUCACGGCCAAAUUCCUACCAACGCUGUCUCGCUGCUCAAGACCAGUGGGCUCCUCUCAACCGCCGAGCUCGCGAUACUCGACCUUUCGGCGACCGCGUUGGCGGCGACUAUUGCCCGGAAGGACGUCUCCUGCGUACAGGUUACCACGGCGUAUGUCAAGGCUGCGUCGCUCGCUCAGCAGGGCACAAACUGCCUUGUAGAACUAUUCGCGAACGAGGCGCUCGCCCAGGCGACGGCGCUCGAUCAAGAGCUCGCGGUCAAAGGCCCGCGAGGACCAUUGCACGGUGUACCAGUCAGCAUCAAGGAUCACGUCGAUGUGCGAGGCCACGACAGCCCGAGCGGCUUCCUGAGCCGAGUUGGCAAGUGUGUGGCAACGGAGGACGCCCACAUGGUCUCGGUGAUGCGUGACGCCGGCGCCGUCUUCUACUGCAAAACCACCAAUCCUCAAGCUCUCAUGCAGCUCGAGUGCACGUCCUAUCUCGGCACGACGACGAAUCCGCACAACACACGCCUCACCCCUGGCGGGAGCAGUGGUGGGGAGGGGGCGCUAAUCGGCUUCAAAGGCAGCCCGCUCGGCAUCGGCACAGACGUAGGCGGGAGUAUCCGAUGCCCCGCGGCGCAUUGCGGAAUCUACGGCUUCAAGCCGACAGCGGGGCGCGUGCCGUACGGCGGAUGCAACGCACCCAUGCUCCCUCCAGGAUGGGAGGGCAUCCUGUGUACGCACGGCCCAAUGGCACGCUCUGCCGAGGACCUCGAGAUGUACAUGAAGCUCAUCGCCGACUCGGAGCCGUGGCGCCGCGACCCGAGCCUGGUGGUGAAGCCGUGGACUCCCGUGCGGUCAGCCAAGCUCCGCGUGGGCGUGCUCUGGGACGACGGAGUUGUGGCCCCGGUCGUGCCCAUGCGCCGCGGCCUCGAGAUGACAGUGGACAAGCUGCGGGCCGCGGGUCACGAGGUCGUCACGUACAAGCCCUACAAGAGCGAGGAGGCGUGGGAGGUCCUCCGCAAGCUGUACUGGCCCGAUGCGGGCCAGGCUGUCCGCCAGUGCCUCGAUGAGGCAGGGGAGCCGAUGCACCCCCUCAGCGCGUGGAUUAUCGACCAGGGAGGCGAAAAAGCCCCAACCGCGAGUGAUCUUCUAUCCGCGGUGGCGGCGCGCGAUGCAUUCCGCCUCGCACUCGCGAAGCACUGGCAGGAGUCGGGUGUCGAUGUUGUCCUUUCGCCGGCGUACGCGACGCCUGCGCCACCCCAUUUUACCAGCACAUACUGGAACUACACCGCGUACUGGAACCUGGCAAACUACCCCGCCGCCGUGUUUCCCACAGGCCUUGUGGUGGAGUCCGGUGAUGUACACGAGGGCUCACCGCGCAAUGAUAAGGAGAAGGAGAUUUGGGACACGUACGACCCCGCAACAGCUGAGGGUGCUCCGAUUUCCCUUCAGCUGGUCGGUUAUGUCGGGCAGGACGAGGCAACCCUCGCCGCGCUACGCGUCGUCAUUGCCGCUAUGGAGUGAAUCGAGUAGACGGCAGAACGGCGGAAUGUCAGAAGGAGAACCUGUAGACGGAAUAUGGACUCGGAC